Molecule: messenger RNA, 5311 nt
Organism: Dothidotthia symphoricarpi CBS 119687
Lineage: Eukaryota; Fungi; Ascomycota; Dothideomycetes; Pleosporales; Dothidotthiaceae
Product: kinesin family protein-like protein
Exons: 2
Coding region: 128-5026 (1632 amino acids)
Biological process (GO): microtubule-based movement; cytoskeleton-dependent intracellular transport
Cellular component (GO): kinesin complex; microtubule
Molecular function (GO): microtubule binding; microtubule motor activity; ATP hydrolysis activity
Source: RefSeq, a predicted model, not a curated record
CCCCCAGACGCCGCCCACAUGCCAUGAAGCGCCGCAGACUCCGCGCCUGACCGCACACGUAAUUCAUGCCACCCAUCGCCCGCUCCCCGACACAGCUUCUUGCGACUCUCUCCAGCACCACUCGUACAUGAUGUCGGCCGGAGGGGGAAACAUCAAGGUCGUCGUGCGAUGUAGGCCCUUUAAUGGCCGAGAAAAGGACCGCAACGCGCAAUGCAUCGUGCGCAUGAAGGGGGACCAGACCAUCCUCUCGAGCCCCUCCGACCCAAAGGGCGGCAAAGCUGGCAAGGCCGCCGCCGAGGGCCCCAAGACCUUCGCCUUCGACAGGUCCUACUGGUCUUUUGACCGCAACGCCCCCAACUAUGCCGGCCAGGACAACCUCCACGAGGACCUGGGCAAGCCGCUGCUCGACAACGCCUUCCAGGGGUACAACAACUGCAUCUUCGCCUAUGGCCAGACGGGUUCGGGGAAGUCGUACUCGAUGAUGGGGUAUGGGCAGGAGUACGGCAUCAUCCCCAAGAUUUGCCAGGACAUGUUCGAGCGCAUCAAGAUGGUGCAACAGGACAAGCACGAGAGCUGUACCGUCGAAGUCUCGUAUCUGGAAAUCUACAACGAGCGCGUUCGCGAUCUCCUCAAUCCCUCCAACAAGGGCAACCUGCGAGUGCGAGAGCACCCCUCGACGGGCCCGUAUGUCGAAGAUCUGGCAAAGCUGGUCGUCCAGUCCUUUGCCGAGAUCGAGAACCUCAUGGACGAGGGAAACAAGGCCCGUACCGUCGCCGCGACCAACAUGAACGAGACGUCCUCCCGAUCGCACGCCGUCUUCACCCUGACCCUCACCCAGAAGCGCCACGACGAGCAGACCAGCAUGAGCGGAGAGAGGGUGGCAAAGAUCAGUUUGGUCGAUCUGGCUGGUUCGGAACGAGCGCAGUCUACUGGCGCAACUGGAGCACGGUUGAAGGAAGGUGCAGAAAUCAACAGAUCGCUGUCGACCCUUGGUCGUGUUAUUGCAGCGCUCGCAGAUAUAGGCCAGGGGAAGAAGAAGACACAAGUCCCGUAUCGAGACUCUAUCCUGACAUGGCUGCUGAAAGACUCCUUGGGUGGAAAUAGUAUGACGGCUAUGAUUGCUGCCAUCUCCCCUGCCGACAUCAAUUUUGAAGAAACCCUGUCGACCCUGCGUUACGCCGACUCCGCCAAGCGCAUCAAGAACCACGCCGUCGUCAACGAAGAUCCCAACGCGCGCAUGAUCAGAGAAUUGAAAGAAGAGCUGUCCAAGCUUCGUUCCCAGCUAAGUGGAGGCGCUUCAGGCGGCGGUGGCGGCGGCGGUAUAGUCGCAGAGCAGUACGCGCCAGACACACCCCUGGAAAAACAGAUCGUGUCGAUUACACAGUCUGAUGGAACAAUCAAGAAGGUUUCAAAGGCUGAGAUUGUCGAGCAGCUCGACCAGUCUGAGAAGCUGUACAACGACCUCAACCAGACAUGGGAAGAGAAACUCGCAAAAACGGAAGAAAUUCACAAAGAGCGCGAGGCUGCGUUGGAAGAGCUCGGUAUCAGCAUUGAAAAAGGAAACGUCGGUCUGUCAACGCCAAAGAACAUGCCUCAUCUGAUCAACUUGAGUGAUGAUCCUCUUCUGGAUGAGUGUUUGGUCUACAAUCUAAAACCUGGAACAACAACUGUUGGCAACUCUGACGCCGAAGGACAGGUUGCGCAAAUAAAGCUAAACGGCUCGCAAGUACUCGCUGACCACUGCACUUUCGAAAACGUCGAUGGGACGAUUACUGUGAGCAUGGCCGAGAACGCAAGUGUUAUUAUAAACGGCAUCCGGAUAGUGGACAGUCCGACCCAAGUCAACAGCGGUGAUCGCGUAAUUCUCGGCAAUUUUCACAUCUUCCGCCUGAACAACCCACAGCAGGCAAGAGCCGUACGGGCAGAAGUGGGGGCGAGUCUGCUUCGUCAUUCAAUCGCAGCAAACCAUUUGAACUCGCCCUCUCCUGCGCCGCGACCCGGUCACGACAGAUCAUUCAGCGCCAUCAGCCUGGCUACUUCCGAUUUCGGUUCUGGUAGUCCUCGAGCUGGAUCGCCUGCCCCUUGGCAGCGCGGUCGAGAGUCCGAAUUUACUUUUGCGCGCAGAGAAGCUCUCACAGCAUGGUUAGGGCCAGAAAAGCGAAUCGAGAAUCUUCCCGACGACGAGUUUGAUGCCAUAUUCGAAGAUCUGCGGAGAUUGAAGGAAACCCGUAAGGUGCGCCCAGAAAGCAGGAUAUAUGAACAGGACGAAGAUAUGGAGUCCAUCUCCUCAUUUCCUCUCAGAGAAAAGUACACGUCUGGAGGGACUUUUGAUAACUUCUCUCUCGAUACUGCCUUGACGAUGCCGUCUACACCACAGCAGGAUGACAGUGAAAAGGGGCGAGAAUUGAGGAUGGAUUCAGCGGAGAAGUUGGUUCAACACGGAGAAGACUUGCCAGCGAGACUGAAGGCGGUUCAAGAGACCAAAGUCAAAGUGGAGCUGGAGGAGCUUCGAGCUGCAAAAGAAGAUAUGCAGAAGCAACUGCAAGGAUACGAGCGUCAGUUGAGACAGCUUGGCCACGAGCCAACACCCGCGACAAAUGGAGAACACCCAACGGACAAACCCAACGAACAGCAGCUUGACCUAGUCCGAAACUUCUUUCAUCAAUGGCGGCAACGCAAAUACGUCACCAUGGCAGAGACUAUCCUCCAGAACGCAGCGACUCUCAAGGAGGCGCAGAUCAUGAGCCAUCAGAUGGACAAGAGUGUUGUUUUCCAGUUUUGCAUCGUUGGUGUCGGCCACACUGUCCCUUCGUCGUACGACUUGGUCAACAUGGGCAUUCCUGGCGAAGACGAUGAAUUUCUCGACAACACCCCGAAGCCUUGCGUUGGCGUCCGUGUCAUCGAUUUCAGGAAUAAGGUUGUUCACCUGUGGUCAUUACAAAAGCUGCGCCAACGCGUACGACGCAUGCAUCAGAUGCACCAGUACAUGAACCGACCUGGGUACAUUCAGCACUUCAAACCUGAAACACCCUUUUCCGAGCCAUGUAUGCCUGAGUUCUCUCGCAUUGGCGACGUCGAUGUUCCACUUGCUGCUGUCUUCAACUCCAGAGUACGUGAUUUCAGUCUCGACGUUAUUUCACCCUACACAGCAAAUCCGAUCGGUAUCAUCCGGCUAUCUCUGGAGCCCUCAUCUGCGGAAGCCCCUUCAACGACGUUGAAAUUCAAUGUUGGUAUGCAUGAAAUGGUCGGCUUUCCGGAACGAGAAGGCACCAAGGUACAUGCUUUACUUUUUGUACCUGGCAUCUCCGACGAAAGCGGUGCGACGACUACAAUCUGGAUCACCGAUUUCAAUGAAGGUCCUAUUCGCUUCGAGAGUAUACACAGUAUGAGUCUUCCAUACCCUAGCCCUCGCGACACUUUCCUUCGCAUCUCCAUCUUUGCGCAGGUCAAUGAAAGUUACCUCGACAUGCUCCUUAGUUGGGAUGACAUGCGAGACCCGUCCGAGAAGCCCAAGAAGAAGCGACGCAAUGCGCGGCUACCUGAGUCGGAGUUUUACACGGAAGAUACGCACGAUAUCUUCUCGCGUAUCCAGGUUCAUGAGCCUACGGAUGAAGGGACGUAUCAGCCUGUCGAUGUCACACAGAGCAGCGUUAUGGACGCGGGUGUGUAUCAACUCCAUCUCGGUGUGGCGCGUCGCAUUGUAGUAAAUCUCACCCACACAUGCGGUGACACACUGCAGUGGCAGAACGUUACUUCGAUGCGGAUGGGUAGAAUCCGCCUCAUCGACUCAGUCGGAAACGCUCCUGGAAUUGAGACUCCCGUGAAAGAGGUCCCCAUAGCUCUGAUCUCUGCGCCCACCGUCAAGAACAAUGCUGACGGAACUACGAAUGUAAAAUUUGUAGGACGAUGGGAUAGUACAGCACACAACUCACUUCUUCUCGACCGCCCGACACAAGAUAAGUACCGCGUCCAAGCAACGCUUCUCUUCAAUGUCAUGUCUGCGAAGCUGGUGGAUCCAAUGGUCUUCUCUCUCGAUCUGGCAUUGCAAAUCCGCGGCCGCAUAGCAAGCCGCCCCACCUCCCUCUUCUCCCUGGCAAGUCUAUGGGGGAACACAGUAAAGACGGUGCAUUCUACCGUUGGCAUCUUCAACGUCGCCAUCCGUCCUACAUCCGUCAAGCGCGCCACAGAUCUCUGGCGCAUGAACACGCGCGACGACUACAUCAAAGGCGAAGAACAAGUCUCAGGCUGGACACCGCGUGGCGUAUCACUAGUCCGAGACUUCAUCAACAUCGAAAAGCGGCGCAGACGAAUCGCCGAGAUAGAAACAGCGCGCUCGGUCCUCUCCUCCAAAGCCCUCAGCAUACCCCCUUCAACAUCCCGCUCCUCAACCCCCCAACCCGACCUCGACGACCGCCAAAAAGCCCUUCUCCAGCGCGUCAUCUCCCUCUGGCAAACCCACAAAGCCCCCGCGGAAAUAAUCCUAAACCCCACUAAUCUCGAGCCCCCCAAAAACGGCGCCGCCUUCGCCCCGCGCUCCGCCUCGCCAUCCCCCUCCCCAACACCCAGCCUAACAGCCACAGUGCGCUUCGUCUCCAAGAACCCAAACCUCCUCAAGAGCAGCUACCUCCUCAUGCCCGACCCCACAAACUCGCGCUGGAUCCGCCGCUUCGUCGAGCUGCGCAAACCAUAUCUACACGUCUACUCCACCGACGGCGACGAAAUCAACGCUAUCAAUCUGACAAACGCGCGUAUCGACCACUCGCCCCAGAUCGCCAGGCUGCUCGGCGGGACGGGCGCUAGUCUGAAUGGUAGCGCGCACGCACAUGUAAGGCGCGGGAGUGUGGAUAGCAAUGGUAGCGCCGCGAGCAGCGUGGGCGGCACGGGCAAAGACACGGUCUGGGCUGUGUUUGCGAGGACGAACACGUAUAUCCUGCGCGCGCGCAGUGAGCGCGAGAAGAUUGAGUGGAUUUUAAGGCUGGAUCAGAGUUAUUUCUCCAGCGAGGGGAGUGAGUCGACGGAGGAUUGAGGGGUGCGAGGCUCUGUGUGUGUGUGUUAUGGAUAGCGAUGGGGGGUUGUUUGGAUGGAGUGGAGGUUGGAGUGAUCUGGAAGAUUUCCACGCCUGCUAGCUAGCUAGCUAUCUUCUUUGUACUCUAUGUUGUAUGACGGGUGCGCUUGUUUGGCGUCUUGAAAUAUCGCGUUGGAGAUGAGGAUACCCGGUGCGUGGUUGUGUUGCAUUGCAUAGGGCGUUGCUAGAAUAUAUAUAAUGCCUUUCAUGCUUAACUCCCUCCUCCUCGUUUCUUUCCCUCUCUAC